Austrofundulus limnaeus is the source of this 1139-nucleotide messenger RNA. RefSeq names its product oncoprotein-induced transcript 3 protein. The record is from RefSeq and is a predicted model, not a curated record. Lineage: Eukaryota; Metazoa; Chordata; Actinopteri; Cyprinodontiformes; Rivulidae.
GGAAGGCUCAUGUUCAGUGCUCACCAAACAAGAUGACGGUGAUCCUGGAGAAGUCUUCCAUGCCCGACAUUGAUGAAAACUUCCUCAAACUGAAAGACCCCACCUGUUCGCUCACCUCUAACGGCACACACAUCAUGGGCACCAUCUCCUUCAGCACCUGCGGCACAGAACUCCAGGACCGAGGCGAUUACAUUGCCUUCAGGAAUGAGAUCUACUCCUUUGAGCGUCCAGAUGAGAUCAUCGUCCGAAGGAGGAAGGUUCAGAUCGACUUCUCCUGUGAGUUUCCCAAAACCAUCAGCAUCUCCAGCUACUACAACCUCCACCAGUCGGACUACAUCUUCACCGAGUCCAGCUUUGGCAGUUUUGGCUACUCUUUUGAAAUAUUCAAUGACAGCAGCUUUGUAAAGAAAGUGGAGGCCGAUGCCUAUCCGGUGCAGGUCAACCUGCUGGAAAUGAUUUAUAUGGGCAUUGAAGCCAACUCGGACCUCCCAAACGUGACUCUGUUUGUUGAGUCGUGUAAAGGAACUCCUGACGACAACCCUGAGAACCCUCUGUCGUAUGAAUUCAUCCAGAACGGAUGUGUGAAAGAUGAGACGAUGAAAACCCACUCAUCAGACCAGACUUCAUUCAAAUUUGAAAUUCAAGCCUUCAAAUUCAAUGGAGACUAUGACCAGGUGUACAUCACAUGUUCUGUCAUCCUGUGUGAACCUGGAAGUCCCUUCUCUAGAUGCGCUCAGGGGUGUUUGAACACCCCGUCCCGCAGACGCAGACGAGGGCUGAGCAAGGAGACAACCGGACACUACAUCACCCAGGGUCCUCUGCAGUUUGUUGGACUCGCUGAUCCCAGCGCAGCCAAAACCAAGGAAAACAACGUCGUCAUCAAGACGAAGAGUGAUGCAGAGACCAGAUCAGGAGGAACGUGGGGAUUCAAGGUCUUCACAUCCAACAUCACCACGGUGGUCUUUGGCGUCGGCUUCAUCGCAUCGCUGGUUUUGCUGGCUGUGAUUGUUCGUCACUUCACCAGGAGAAGAAGAGAAGAAGACCGCAACGUUCUCAUUGACUCAGACUCUGAGAACUAAACUACUAAUGCCUAAAAUCAGGGAAUAUACAGUAUAUACAGUUUAUACACACACAGGUCC